GGGGUCGGACAAACUACGCCACAGCACCCCGCAAAGGAGGAGUAACACACCGGAACAGCGGGAUUUCACGGGCAGGAGAAGAUGUUAUUCAGGUUAGGGGUCAUUCUGACUCCAGACUCACAGGACGUGGAGGUGUUUGCGGUGGGUUCGCGCGCAGAAAUGGGCCAAUGGGACACGGGCAGAGCGGUAGAGAUGAAAGCGUCCCGGAAGGUGGUGUCUCUGCACGAGCCGUGUCUGUGGACCGCAGAGGUUCGCCUGUCCGAACCCUGGCUGGACCCGCUCUGGUUCAAAUUUGUCAAACGAGUCAAUGGUUCUUACAUUUUUGAAGGCAAUGGUCCGAGUCAUGACAGAUGCUGUACUUAUGAUGAGAGGAACAUGGUGGAUGGAGUAUACUGCCACCCCAUCGGUCACUGGAUAGAGGAGACAGGGCACACAGAUGAGAUGAAGCACACCACUAACUUUUAUUUCAGCGUGGCGGGACAAAAGGCCAUGCAUUUCUCCAGAAUACUGCCUCGGGUCUGGCUGGGGAGUUGCCCUCGACAAGUGGAACAUGUGACCAUUAAGAUGAAGCAUGAGCUGGGCAUCACUGCGGUGAUGAACUUCCAGACAGAGAGCGAUGUGGUGAAUAACUCAUAUGAGUGCAGGAGUCACCCUGAUGUGCCCAUGAGCCCCGGAAUUAUGACUCAGCUGUACAAAGACACUGGGCUGGCCUAUGUGUGGAUCCCCACUCCGGACAUGAGCACUGAGGGUCGUGUGCAGAUGCUUCCCCAGGCAGUAUUCCUGCUCCACGGCCUCCUGGAAAACGGGCACACAGUGUAUGUUCACUGUAACGCUGGAGUGGGCCGCUCCACAGCAGCAAUCUGUGGGUUCCUUAUGUAUGUGCUGGGCUGGAGCCUACGCAAAGUACAGUACUACGUGACAGCCAAAAGGGCUGCAGUCUACAUCGAUGAAGAGGCUUUGGUACAAGCUCAGUCGGACUUUGUUCACAAGUUUGGACAGUUAAGGUCUUCAAUGUCUUAUUCUGAGACAUGAGAUUUUAGACAACUUUACAUUUUUAUUACAGUUAUGAGUAAUGCACAUUUUUGACCUUUCUGAGAUCACCUUGAGAGGUCAUCUGCCUUCUUGUGUGCAUUAUUAGCCUAUUAAAUGAAUGGACCAGAUGCCCUCCUUUAAUUCUCUGAACUUAUCCAUAUUUGGAGUGACAAAAAGAUUACAGUGACUUGUGAGUUUAUGUUUGAAAUUAUAAUAAUAACGCAUUACAACUGCGUGCUUUAUUCAUUCACUCUGUAUACUGUGGUAAAUUACUACUGUUGCCACAGCUGCUCUGGGGCAGACUGACAAGGCUGACAAUCUGUGCCACUGUUUAGUGUCUUCCUUAUCUGCAAAACAAAACCACUUAGUUGCAUCUCGUACUAUUUCACUAGUCACAUACCCAAAAUACCCUAAUGGUGCUAUUGUCGAUGUAGGAUAACUGACUUGUAACUAAAUAUACUUCUUAUUAACAGUCUCGUUGCACUACUUAUACCUUCUGGGAACUACAAAAAUACAAUUCUCUUUUAUAGUCAUCACUGGAUAGGAUUGACAUUUAAAGAAACUACCUUUCAGUCUGUAGGAAAGAAAAACAUUGUGAACUCAGACUACCAAAUCACAAAGAACAAAUGAACCAAGAACAAUGGGGCCUUACAGGGCGACAUCUCUCCACUUGAAGGUGAGACGGAAUAAGGUCACAGUGAAAAUAUACUUGUUGUGUUGAUCCCGCCUCCCUCAGACAUAGUGAAAUAUGAUUCUCCUCUGCAUCCCAGUACGUCUUGCCUUUGCUUCCUGUCAGAGGUUAUUCAGCCCCAGACAAUCACGACCGCCGCCCCUCCUGCUCCAUAGCUUUUCAUCUUUAUUUAUUUAUGUGACAGAUGCUAUUCCGACCCAUCUUCCCAAUAACACAACAGCUCGUCCCUGCAAGACAAUCUUAAUGCAUACAUAAUCAGGCAUUACUGGAAAAGUGUUUGUCAUUCAAACUUUACCCGACACCGCUAUUAAAGGGACCUACAGUUGUUUGUACCUGAUUUGGAAACAGAUCUGGAUUGAGAAAAUAACUUUAUAUUUAAAACAUGGUGCAAACUUCACCUCAUCAAUGGAGGUGACUUGUUGAAUCUGUCAAUCACAUGGUAAUCACUUCAUUUAGGCAAGGCAAGUUUAUUUUGUAUAGCACAAUUCGUACAGAACAUAAUUCAAAGUGCUUUACAGAAUAGUUAAAAUAACAAUACAAACAAAAUCAAAAUACAAAUACAAAUCAAAACAUAAAUAGUCAUUAUAUAAAUUAACAUUACAAUAGAAGAGUUCAGAAUAAAAAAACUUUCAUUCAUAUGCACAGCACAGAACAGUUUUGAGCCUGGAUUUAAACAUUGUCAAAGUAGAGGCCUGUCUCACAUCUUCAAGAAGACUGUCCCAGGAUUUAGCAGCAUAAAAGUGAAACACUGAUUCCCCAUGUUUAGUCCUGACUCUGGGCAUCAGCGGGAGGCCAAUCCCUGAAGUCCUCAGAGUGUGAGAUGGUUCAUAUGGCACUAACAUGUCAGAGAUGUACUUUGGUGCUAGGCCAUGGAGAGACUUUUUCACAAACAGAGCUGCUUUAAAGUCUAUUCUCUGAGCCACAGGAGCCAGUCCAGAGACCUGAGCACAGGGCACAUGUGCUCGUACUUCCUGGUUCUAGUGAUUAUUUGUUUAUUUCAUGAAUUACUUUAUCUGGGUCAAUAUUAUGCAAUGUGUCCCUUUGCGAGUUAUAGUUCUAUUGAGAAGAAAAUUGGUCUCUUGAGAAAAUGAAGCAUGUGCAAUAGUGGCAAAGACGUUGGCAUAGUCACAGCUAACAUCUUUGCCACUAUUUCCACUAUUGAUUUACUUCGUUUUUAUGUGGAAAUCCACCGUAGUAAAUAUAGCAAGACAAUUCCAGAGUGAUGAAAAUUGUCCCAGAUUUCUUGGAAAUAUAUUCCUGAAAAUGACAGUUCUCUCAGUUUUAAUUGAUUUGAUAAGAUUUUAAGGUUGCCAAGACACUAGACUGACUUGAAAGUGUGCAGUUCAUUCAAGGUUGAAGUAUUAUGGAAAAAACACUUCCUUGCUAGAAUACAAUACAGUAUUGUAAUGUAUGUAACUUUUCUAUGUGAUAUCUGAUUUCCCUUUUAGGCUGUAAACAGUUACAACAUACAGUGACAUUU
Molecule: messenger RNA, 3203 nt
Organism: Periophthalmus magnuspinnatus
Lineage: Eukaryota; Metazoa; Chordata; Actinopteri; Gobiiformes; Gobiidae
Gene: epm2a
Product: EPM2A glucan phosphatase, laforin
Exons: 4
Coding region: 82-1032 (316 amino acids)
Biological process (GO): protein dephosphorylation
Cellular component (GO): nucleus; cytoplasm
Molecular function (GO): protein tyrosine/serine/threonine phosphatase activity; protein tyrosine phosphatase activity; starch binding
Source: RefSeq, a predicted model, not a curated record